AUGGCUGGAGGAGGUGAGACGAUGGGGCUGGGAGGGCUGUGGAGGAGGUACGCGCCGCACAACAUGAUGAUCAUGGUGCAGCUCUGCUACACCCUCAUGUACUUCGUCACCGAGGCCGCCUUCAACCGCGGCCUCAACCCCUACGUCUACGUCACCUACCGCCACCUCCUCGUCGCCCUCCUCCUCUGGCCCUUCGCCUACUACCACGAGAAGAAGCUGAGGCCCAAGAUGACCUGGAUGCUGUUCCUGGAGAUCUUCGUGCUCUCGCUUCUGGGGGUGAGCUUGACCCUGAACAUGUACUUCGCGAGCCUCAAGUACACGUCCCCGACCUUCGUCACCUCCAUGGUCAACACCGUCGCCUCCAUCACCUUCGUCAUCGCCAUCGCGCUCCGGAUGGAGAUCGUGGACCUGCGCAGCGCGCGGGGGCUCGCCAAGGUGGCCGGCACCGCGGUGUCCUUCGCGGGGGUCACCACCAUGACGCUCUACAAGGGCGCGGCCAUCGCGAGCCCCUGGAGGGCGCCCGUGCGCAUCCCCGGCGCCGGCGGCGACGCCCCGCACGACGCCUGGCUCAAGGGGUCCCUCCUUGCCGUCGCCAGCUGCGUGUGCUGGUCCGUCUGGUACAUCAUGCAGGCCACGUCCGUGAAGCGCUACCCGGCGGAGCUGUCGCUGACGGCGUGGAUGGCCACCGUGGGCGGCGCCCAGUCGGCGGCCUUCGCGGUGCUGCUGCAGCACGAGAGGCGGGACUGGCUCGUCGGCUUCGGCCUCAACUUCUGGUGCAUCAUCUACUCCGGGCUCGCGUGCAGCGGGUUCACGGUGUUCGCGCAGCUGUGGUGCACGGAGAAGAAGGGGCCCGUGUUCGUCACCAUGUUCAACCCGGUGUCCACCAUCAUGGUGGCCAUCCUCGCCUACUUCAUCUUCGGCGAGAACCUAUACGUCGGAAGCAUAAUCGGGGGAGUGGUGGUCAUCCUGGGCCUCUACAUGCUGCUCUGGGGCAAGGACAAGGACCAGGAGUACAACAACGCAGGAGCAGCGGCGAGCGGCGAGGAGCAGGCCGGCGAGCCCGGUCUGGACUGCGAGAAGCAGCGACAGGAGGAACAAGAGGAGACCAAGACGAUGAAGUAG
Messenger RNA from Triticum turgidum subsp. durum (durum wheat), 1122 nucleotides. Lineage: Eukaryota; Viridiplantae; Streptophyta; Magnoliopsida; Poales; Poaceae. The record is from the annotation of a GenBank genome assembly.